Melospiza georgiana is the source of this 1323-nucleotide messenger RNA. RefSeq names its product T-box transcription factor 20 (gene TBX20). Gene Ontology annotation, cellular component: nucleus. The transcript has 8 exons. Gene Ontology annotation, biological process: vasculogenesis; heart looping; cell fate specification. Gene Ontology annotation, molecular function: DNA-binding transcription factor activity, RNA polymerase II-specific; RNA polymerase II cis-regulatory region sequence-specific DNA binding. The record is from RefSeq and is a predicted model, not a curated record. The coding region runs from base 1 to 1323 and encodes 440 amino acids. NCBI's taxonomy places the organism in Eukaryota, Metazoa, Chordata, Aves, Passeriformes, Passerellidae.
AUGGAGUACACGCCGCCCCCCAAGCCGCAGCUCUCCUCCCGGGCCAACGCCUUCUCCAUCGCCGCGCUCAUGUCGAGCGGCAGCUCCAAGGACAAGGAGUCCCCCGAGAGCACCAUCAAGCCUCUGGAACAAUUCGUUGAGAAAUCCUCCUGCGCCCAGCCUUUGAGUGAUUUAUCCAGCCUGGACCCUCACGGGGAUUUUAGCAGCAGCCCUUCUUCCCUGUGCACCGAGCCCCUCAUCCCCACCACCCCCAUCAUCCCCAGCGAGGAGAUGGCCAAAAUCUCCUGCAGCCUGGAGACCAAGGAGCUCUGGGACAAGUUUCAUGAGCUGGGUACCGAGAUGAUCAUCACCAAAUCCGGGAGGAGAAUGUUUCCUACGAUCAGAGUUUCCUUCUCGGGAGUGGAUCCUGAGGCCAAGUAUAUUGUGUUAAUGGAUAUAGUUCCUGUGGACAAUAAAAGAUAUAGAUAUGCCUACCACAGGUCUUCCUGGUUAGUGGCUGGAAAAGCUGACCCUCCUCUCCCUGCAAGGUUGUAUGUGCACCCUGACUCCCCGUUCACAGGAGAGCAACUGCUGAAGCAGAUGGUGUCCUUCGAAAAAGUCAAACUCACCAACAAUGAGCUGGAUCAGCAUGGUCAUAUCAUUCUGAACUCCAUGCACAAGUACCAGCCAAGGGUGCACAUCAUUAAGAAGAAGGAUCACACAGCUUCUUUGCUAAAUCUGAAAUCAGAAGAGUUCAGAACAUUCAUCUUUCCAGAGACAGUUUUUACUGCUGUUACUGCCUACCAGAAUCAAUUGAUAACCAAGCUGAAAAUUGACAGCAACCCUUUUGCUAAAGGAUUCCGUGACUCUUCCAGACUCACUGAUAUCGAGAGAGAAAGUGUGGAGAGCCUUAUCCAAAAGCAUUCCUAUGCUCGAUCCCCCAUUCGGACCUAUGGAGGAGAGGAUGAUCUUGGAGAUGACAGCCAGGCAACACAAAGCAGAGGGUCAGCCUUUACAACAUCUGAUAACCUGUCCCUCAGUUCCUGGGUUUCCUCUUCAACCAGUUUCCCAGGAUUUCAGCAUCCACAGUCUUUGAGUGCCCUGGGUACCAGCACUGCCUCCAUAGCUACACCCAUUCCUCACCCGAUCCAAGGAUCUCUGCCUCCGUACAGCCGCCUGGGAAUGCCUCUUACACCCUCUGCUAUAGCCAGCUCCAUGCAAGGCAGUGGCCCCACUUUCCCAUCCUUCCACAUGCCAAGGUACCACCAUUAUUUUCAGCAGGGUCCUUAUGCAGCUAUCCAAGGACUGCGUCACUCCUCCGCAGUGAUGACGCCGUUUGUAUGA